AUGAACACGCUGAAAUUGACUUCGGGCCGCGAAAUUGCGUACUUGAAUGAAGUGGAAGUACGCAUCGGAAUCGACGAGAACGACGGAGAGGCAAAGUACGGAAAUGAGCUGAAAAGUGUGGAGAGCUCGGAUAUUACGGUGCACAAGUACGAGGGAGGAUUCAAGGUUUUUAAGGAGCUUUUCUUUUGAACAUGAAACUGUAAUAAUACUAUUCAGAUCUGGGAAUGCACAAUCGAUUUAUGCGAAUUUAUCGAAGAGAACAGUGCGAAAUUCGCGGGCAAAUCGAUUUUGGAGCUCGGAUGCGGAGCCGCUUUGCCGUCGGUUUUGGCCGCGAUUCACGGAGCGAAAGAGGUUUUCGCUCAGGAUUUUGUACGUUUUUCUUUCAGAAUGAUUCCAGAAUUCUCAGCAAUUUUCAACCUUUCAGAACGCCUCCGUCAUCGAGUUUUUCACUUUGCCCAAUUUCGAAGUGAACGAACAUUCGGCGAAAAUUAGCGGCGAAGCGAUGGGAUGGGAUGAGGUGCCGGCGAAGUUGCAAGAAAAACAGUGAGCUUAAAAACGGUUUUUCGGAUGAAAACUUUUGAUUUUUUUGCAGAUUCGACUUUAUUCUCUCGUCGGAAACCAUCUACAACGAAGACGACUACCCGGCCCUUCAUGACGCCGUCGCCGCAACGCUAAAAUACGACGGAAUUGCGUUAGUUUUUGAUUUUUCGGCAAUUUUUCGGCAAUUUUCGAUAAUUAGGCGAAAGCUGAAGUGAAGAAGCACCUGAAGAUCGUUAUGUGAUAUAAUUUCUUCCAAAAUUUACACACAGGCGUUUUCUAGGCCGCGGCCCAUCGGCCACCGCUGAUUUAGCUCAAUUUAACCGGAAAAUGAUGUAAAAGUUGAAAGAAAUUAUUAUUUUUGCAGAUACUUCGCCGCCAAGUUCUUCUAUUUUGGCGUCGGCGGAAAUGUGCCGGCUUUCUGCGAUUUUGUGAACAAAAAAGGGAUUUUGACGGCUGCCGUCGUCAAAAUCAUUGCCGCAUCGGUGCCGAGGAGGAUUGUGGAGCUCCGUAGAAGAAUUUGA
This is a messenger RNA of Caenorhabditis sp. 36 PRJEB53466, 1061 nucleotides long. The record is from the annotation of a GenBank genome assembly. NCBI's taxonomy places the organism in Eukaryota, Metazoa, Nematoda, Chromadorea, Rhabditida, Rhabditidae.